This is a messenger RNA of Paramecium sonneborni, 148 nucleotides long. Lineage: Eukaryota; Ciliophora; Oligohymenophorea; Peniculida; Parameciidae. The record is from the annotation of a GenBank genome assembly.
AUGUCUAAUAGAUUCCAGAAAAUAUCUUAAGAGCUUGUAGCUAAACAUAAAGUUGAUAAUCCAACAAGAGAGUAAAUAACAAUUUCAUUAAAUUAGUUAGUUUUAAAAACAAUAUAUUUUUAAUUUUCAGUAAGUACAAGAGGAGUGA